Messenger RNA from Homarus americanus (American lobster), 1180 nucleotides. RefSeq names its product proteoglycan 4-like. NCBI's taxonomy places the organism in Eukaryota, Metazoa, Arthropoda, Malacostraca, Decapoda, Nephropidae. The transcript is spliced from 6 exons. The record is from RefSeq and is a predicted model, not a curated record. The annotation marks the transcript as partial.
CCUUCAACAAGUGAACUACAGACUUCAACAAGUGAGACACAGCCUUCAACAAGUGAACACAACCUUCAACAAAAACGAACCACAGCAACUAACAAGUGAACCACAGCCUUCACCAAGUGAACCACAACCUUCAACAAGUGAGAACCACAACCUUCAACAAAACCUGACCCCAGCUUCAACAACAAGAGUGAACCACAGCCUUCAACAAGUGACACAGCAGCCAACAAGUGAACCACAACCUUCAACAAAAGUGAACUACAGCCUUCAACAAGUGAACCACAGCCUUCAACAAAUUGAACCACGGCCUUCAACAGAGUGGGACCACAGCCUUCAACAAAAUUGGACCACGGUAUUCAGCAAGGUGGAAAUGCAGUAUUCUGACAAGGUGGACCACGGUAUUCAACAGGUGGACCACAGUGACAAACAGGUGGACCACGGUAUUCUGCCAGAGUGGACCACGGUGACCCCACCAGGUGGACCACCGAGUGGACCACGGUAUUCUGACAAGGUGGACCACGGUAUUCUGACAAAUUGGACCACGGUAUUCCCGACAAGUCAGACCACACAGCCUUCAACAAAUGAGCGCAACCUUCAACAAGUGAACCACGGCCACCAGAGUGAACCACAGCCUUCAACAACAACCUUCAACAAAGUGAACCACAGCAGCCAACAAGUGAACCACAGCCCACCAAGUGAACCACAACCUUCACCAAGUGAACCACAACCUUCACCAAGUGAACCACAGCCUUCAACAAGUGAACCACAACCUUCAACAAAUGAACCACAGCCUCCAACAAGUAAACCACAACUUCAACAAGUGAACCACAGCCUUCAACAAGUGAACCUGGCCAACUACCAAGUGAACCACAGCACUUCAACAAGUGAACCACAGCAGCCUUCAACAAAUGAACCACAGCCUUCAACAAAAGUGAACCACAACUUCAACAACCUUCAACAAGUGAAGACCACGGCCUUCAACAAAUUGAAGCACAGCCUUCAACAAAUUGGAUACACAGACUUCAACAAGAGUGAACCACAGCCUCCAACAAGUGAGACCACAGCACAACAAGUGAACCACAGCCCAACAAGUGAACCACCGGCCUCCAACAAAUUGAACCACAACUAUUCAACAAGUGAACCACAACCUUCAACAAGUAGACACAGCCUUCACCAAGAGUGA